GACGCUUGUUGGGAGUUUAGACUAGCUGAGAGAGCAAAAUGGCGGACGAAGAUAUUACGCUUGAUGGAAAACCUCUACAAUCGCUCCGAGUGGCGGAUUUGAAAGCCGCUCUGGAGCAAAGAAACCUCCCGAAAAGCGGGCAGAAGAACACGCUCGUCAAGCGACUGAAGGGGGCUCUGAUGCUGGAAAACCUCCAGAAGUCAUCUUCCUCUCACAGUGGGCUGCAGCCCAACUCUCAGAUAGGGGAAGAGAUGUGCCAGAACAGCUUCAUAAAACAGUAUCUGGCCAAGCAGCAGGAGCUCCUUCGCCAGAGGCUGGAGAGAGAGGCCCAGCAAGAGGACGAAGCUGAUGAAAGCCCAGCCAUACCAGAGGAGGACGACGACCACUCUGAGGACAAUGACACCUCUUCUUAUGUCUCUAGCAAGCAGCAGCAGCAAACCAAGCCCUCCCACCCCAGGGCUGAAGAGAGAGGAGCCGGAGACUCAGUGGUGGGUCAUGCCCCUGGUCCUACCUUCCAGCCCUCUGAGGCUAGGAUGCAGCGUGCCACCUUUCACCAAGGACACAAGGAGCCACCAGCCCCUUCUCCUCCCCGUGCCGUGGCCUCCCUGUCAGUGCGUGUCCUGGGGCAGCCGGACCGCCAGGGGCUGCCCCCAGCUCUACCUCGAGCCCCCGAGAAGGAGGGCACCGCCCCGAGCGAACCGGGAUCGGCUCAUCCCGUCCUCCACCUCAGCCGAUCCGCUGGAGGUUCGGCAGGAAGCCACGCCCACGAGGACAGCGACGAGGGCGACGACGGCGACGACGAAAGCGACGACGACGAGGAUUGGCCUGGUCCCGGUGGGGCACGGAAGGGAAACAGAGCGCCGCCCCCACCGCAGCAGAUGCCACCCAGUGCCCCAUCGGCGGCUGCAAGAUCCAAACGCAAGCUUCAGCCUCCACAGCACAUUCCACCUCCGCAGGUAAACCACACCCCCAUGCAGCUGCGCCACCCCACUCCUCCUCCCUCUCCACCUCCCAACCUGUUCCCAUUACCGGACACUCCCAAGCAGAGCCCACCUGACGACCAGGAGGGAGAAGGCCCCGAAGCUGUGCGCGGCCCCAGGGCGGCGUCUUUCCCACCUCCCACCAUGCAGAGGCAAAACUCAGACUCAAGCUCUCGUUCCAGCAGCCCCGAGCCCCCUGUGAAGCGCAGACCAGGGCCACUUUCUUUGCUCGUACACAAGAUGGAGUCAGAAGGGGAUUUCUGUGCGGCGGAGUCCACAUCAGCUCCCGGUAUGUCAGGAGAGGCGGCGCACUCCUCGGCCGGGUCGUCCAGCGAGUCCCCACUGCAAAAAUUGGAAACCAAGAGGCAGCAAGAGAACAGAGAGAGGGAGGAAGAGAGAAAGAUGAAGGAGGAGAAGGAGAGAGAACAGCAGAGAGAGCUGGAGAGAAAACAGGAAAGGGAGAAAAGGCAGUUGGAAGAAGAGAAAGAAAAGGAGAAAAAGCGACUGGAAGAGGAAAAAGAGAAGAAACUCCACGAUGAGGAGAAGAGGAAAGAGGAGAAAAGGCUCAAGCAGGAGCAGGAAAAGAAACAAGAGGCAGCCAGUAAACAGAGGGUGGUGGUGACUGAGGCCCAAGAUCCAGGUUCCUCCUCAGAUUCUGACUCAAAAUCAGACUCCUCCUCCAACUCAUCACAGUCGUCCUCCUCCUCUGGAGAUGAAUCCCAACAUGCCAGGCAGAUGAAGAAGGCAGACAAAGGACAAGACGAUAAAGAUGAGAUAAAGACUAACCUAAGUACAGUGGCGGAGAAACGAUACCUUUCAAAGAGGGAGGUGUCGGAGCCCAGCGCAGCCGCUGUGACGGAGGUGGAGCCGGACUCGGAGAGCUCCAUGGCCCAGCAGCCGGCCUCCGGGGCUGAGCCGGAGAACAGCGACGCCCGCCUGGAGGAGAGCACCACUCCUAAGGCUUUCGCUGCCCGCAAGAUCUCCUUAACCAGCAGCAAGACGUCUCCAGCCGCCACAGAUGGAGGAGCGGGGGAUCCGGAGACGGGGACGGCAGCGGGCAGGAAGAGGCGAUGGGGCUCCAGCACCACGGUCACCGCUAAGAAACCAUCCAUCAGUAUUACCACCGACUCGCUGAAGUCUUUGAUCCCAGACAUCAAACUAAACCAGGAGGCUGUGGUGGAGCUGCACCCGGAGGAGCUGCAGUUGUCCGGGGAUGAGGAGAACAUGGACACCGGCCGGGGCGACCCGGACAAAAGCCUCAAGAUCCGACGCACCGUCACUCAGGUUGUCCCUGGUGACAGCCAGGAAAACGGACAGGCAAAUAAAGAUGAAGAAGAAGAAGAUGAAGAGGAAAAAGAAGAAGAACAGCAAGAAGAGGUGGAGAAAACAGAAAGAGAAAUACAACGCAGGUCGUCCAGAGACAAAAGGAAGAACAGUCUCUCUGAAGAAGCCUCGGAAACACAGACAUCCGUCAGCCUGGAAGGAGAGGCAAAGAAAGUCACUCCCAGCGACAGCCUGGUGCGUCGCUCCAUAAGUCAGCAGAAGUCCGGUGUUUCGGUCACAAUCGACGACCCCGUCCGCACGACCAAGCAGCCCUCGCCACCGCGGGGAAAAGUUUCAAACAUCAUCCACGUGACAAACCUGGUACGACCCUUCACCCUGGGCCAGCUCAAAGAGCUGCUGAGCCAGACAGGCAGCCUGGUGGAAGAGGGCUUCUGGAUCGACAAAAUCAAGUCUCACUGCUACGUCACGUACGCUACUACGGAGGAGGCAGCCGCUACCAGAGCUGCUCUCCAUGGGGUUAAAUGGCCGCAGAGCAACCCCAAGGACCUUAGUGUGGACUUCUGUGAGCAGGAUGAGCUGGACUUCCACAAAGGCGUCCUGAAGCCAGACAAGGAGGAGGACAAAGUCGUCCAGCCGGCCGGUCCUCAGCCCCGGCUGCCCCCCCUGAUGCCCGAGCGAGACAGGGACCGCGAGAGGGACAGGGACAGAGAGCGCGAACGGGACCGGGAGCGAGACAGAGGCGUGCGCGACCUGUGGGCCGAGCGGAAGAGGGAGAUGGAGCGCCGGGAAAAGGCGCGAGGUGAGCGGGAGUGGGACCGGGACAAGGUCCGGGAGUUCGCGCGGCCGGGUGAGGAGGAGCGGCGGUCACGGUCCCGAGACAGAGAGAGGAAGAGGAGAGAACGAGCCAAGAGCAAGGAGAGGAAGACUGACAAGAAGGCAGAGAAGGGAGAUGAACCUCCAGCCAAGUUGUUAGACGACUUGUUCCUCAAGACUAAAGCAGCUCCAUGUAUAUACUGGCUUCCCCUCACUGAGGAGCAGGCCACGCAGAGGCUUUUAGAACGCACAGAGCGGCAAAAAGAGCGCGAGCGGAGGCGCGAAGAGGAAGACAAGAAGCGGGAAGAGGAGAAGAAGGAGAGGCUGAAGAGCCGGGAGAAGGAGGGAGGCGCGGUCGCAGCCGGCGGGUCGGCCGGACGAGCGCCCGACGGAGACAGGGAGCGGGACCGCGGCCGAGAGAGGGAGAAGGAGGGGGACAAGAGGAGGGACGGCAGCCACCGGCCGAGACGACCCUCGCCGGCCGCCGCCGCCGGUGGUGGUGGUGGUGGUGGUGGACGGCGGUCACGUAGUCGUAGCAACCCCAGGGACAGACGCCGCUGAGGGCCGAGAGGCCACCAGGAAAAGUUGAAGAGAGAGGGAAGCAGCGUAGCGGAGGACGCGGCAGACAGGAUGUCUUCUCGGCGAACCAUCUCUCUCCUCGUGUCCGGGACUCGUCUGGCCCCUCGCUACCUGCCCCGCUGCGCUUUAAUUGGUCCACUUCAAUGCCAGCGUUGUCUUCCACACACUUCUACCAUUUCCCCCCACCUUCAUAAUGUUAACAGAUAACCCCGGUUCCGUUGACGUCAGUUCUUCUGUUCUCUUUCCGUCUUCCAGAAGCGAAAUUCAGUCCUCUGUCCUGUAGAGAGCAGCGUUUCUCCUCGUCCGUGUGUAGUGCUGUUAAUUCUCCUCCAUUGAAGAAAAAGAAGCAGAGUGCGGUUGUUUUCUUGCUCUCCUCUUCAUUUUGUCCCUCUGAGGUUUGGGAGCCCGCCUCUUUAUUUUAGUUCUGCGGGCACACAGUUCCUUCCUUCCUCCUCGGAGCCCUGUAAUAAAACCGGUCCAAAAUAGAUCCCCGACCUUCACGUAUUUUCUAGGAUCACUUUUAAUGUUGCACUCGGCACUAAGAUUCUUUUAUAUGUGACUAAAUUCACAGGCAAAGUGAGGAAAGUUUGAUUUGACCUUUUAUGAAUCAUGUUUUUUGUUUUUUCCCCCCCAGCCUUGGAGGGUUGUUGUGUGUUACUGCAGGUAAAGUUAGAGUAAUAAUCUUCAACUCCCACAAAGAUACAACAGGUCUCAACACUGUAACGUAGGAAAUAGGAAGAGACAUGGUAUUAUGCCUGAGUUUGUCUUUAGUGGAUAUUUUUGGGGACGAGGGGGAGAGGAUACGAAGAAUGCCUCCUCCUACCCUUCAAUCAUAUAUUUAAGAAGAGGUAAAAAAAAUAAAAGGUUUAUAGAGGAAUGGUUACAAUUUUAAUAUUUUUAAUUUUUAGUUUGAAACCGUCUUGAUUUUGUUGCUUCUUUUCUCCCUCCUCCCAGUGCUGAAUGUACCGAGAGUUUAAAAACGAAUAAAUUUAAAUUGGUUA
Messenger RNA from Mugil cephalus (flathead mullet), 4657 nucleotides. RefSeq names its product apoptotic chromatin condensation inducer 1b (gene acin1b). Lineage: Eukaryota; Metazoa; Chordata; Actinopteri; Mugiliformes; Mugilidae. Bases 39 to 3638 code for a protein of 1199 amino acids. Gene Ontology annotation, molecular function: RNA binding. The record is from RefSeq and is a predicted model, not a curated record. The transcript has 17 exons.